GUUUUGUAUAUACAAAUAAAUAUACACAUAUCCAUCUUAAAUUUAAUCUACAUCAAAUGAAUACUUCGGAAAAUAGUCGAUUUCAGCAACAACAACGAUAUAAUGAGCGAAUAAGAUCUAAUCAUAGUCGUUUAUCUACAUAUUCUUUACAAACUGAAGAAUCGUUCUCAACUGGUGCUAUGCCUCGAAAUCAUUUGAUCAAAACUUUAGCAAGGAUCGUUGAAAGAUUUGAUAUAAUACCAGACAAUGCAAAAAGUCAGGAUGCUGAAAAUCAAACAAGAGCAUUACUAGAUAAGUUUAAUUAUACCAUUCUUAGUCAACCAGAACCGUCUAUAGUUGAAAAUGAAGAUGAUAUAGUCAACAUUAUACACACUAAAUUGCAGGAAUCUUCCAAUCCUCAGAAUGCCUUCCGCUUUGGUCAUUUAUACAACAAAUUAGUCUCCAGACAACGAUUACAUAAAAGAUGGCCUAUACUUUAUUUAUUAUUAAUGCUAAGCAAUAUACCAACAAGAGACAAUAUGUCAAUGAACCUAUCACCAAUGAAUAGUCCUCGUACAUCCAUUAGAGGCUUGGAAAACCUUGACCAGGAAGCAAAUGAUAUACAACCUCCCGCUUCUCGAUCAUACGAAAUGCAUUCAAAUGAAUCUCCUAGGAAUAUUCGUCGUCGACUUACUCGAGAACCUUCACCUCAAUUAACUAGAAAUUUAAAUAUUGAUACUGUCCCACCCGCUGUGCAACUAGCAAGAGCAAAAGAAGCUCAAAGGAACGAACAUCAUACAAUGGAAGCAACAAUUUAUGCGUCAGAAUCAGAUAUUUUAAGAGACUUAAUUUUCCUUUUUCAAGGAAUAGAUGGACAAUAUAUACGGUAUAAUGCUGAAUUAAACGAUCAUAUUUUGAUUCCUGGACUUGAAAUAUCCAAGUCAACAGAGGAGACAGUAUUAAAAUUAGCUGAGGUUGGAUGGUUAUAUAUUAAGAUACGUGAUUUUGUUAAACAAAAUAUGCAUUCACCUACUAUUGGGCUUGUGGGUCAAUCAUUAUGUGCAGCAUUACAACAUGAGCUGACAGAGUAUUACAAACUGAUUGCUAUUCUAGAAGCUCAGAUUGAGAAACAGAUAGCAAAUAAACAAUUACCUUUGACUGAUCAAAGUUUAACCCUGAAAAGAUUAGCAGUGUGGACAGAAGAUUAUAAGCAAAAGUUAAAAUUAAUGGGUAUUUUAGUGGAUGUGUGUGAAGAUAAGAAAGGUGGUGCUUUAAUAUCAGCUAUUCACAAUUAUACAAAACAUGGUGACCCAUUUAUUAAGACAUACCUUAUUGACAUGUUGCAAAUUAUAUCAAAACCAUUUUAUAAAAUGCUAGAACGAUGGGUGAAUGAAGGCGAAUUAGAUGACCCUUAUGGAGAAUUUUUUGUUGCUUGUGAUGCAACAGUAUCAGAAGAAGAACUUUGGCAAGCUAAAUAUACAUUACGUGAAAAUAUGUUACCUUCAUUUUUAUCCAAGGAAUUGGCCCAUAAAAUAUUUUCUAUUGGAAAAUCAUUGAACUUCAUUCGUUAUAGUUGCCAUGACGAUAUAUUAACUGUCCUAUCGAAUGUGACUGACAUGUCUUCUAUACAUCAUACAUUUCAAUAUGGCGAAACAUAUCAAUUAGAAAAAUCAAUUGAUUUAGCAUAUAAAAACACCAGUAAAGCAUUAUUAAACCUUCUCAAGACAAAAUAUAAAUUGAUGGAUCAUUUAAAAGCUCUUAAACAAUACAUGCUUCUUGGUCAGGGAGACUUUAUAAGAUAUUUGAUGGAUAUAUUAUGGGAUAACUUGAAUAAACCAGCAAAUACAUUAUUUCGACAUAAUUUAACUGGUAUAUUAGAAACAGCGAUAAAGUCAUCUGAUGCUCAGUAUGAUGAUCCUACAGUAUUAAAUAGAUUAGAUGUUCGAUUAUUAGAGAUUCAAAAAGAUGAUCUUGGCUGGGAUGUAUUUUCAUUGGAUUAUCAUGUUGACGCACCUAUCAAUACUAUCUUUAGUUCGACUGCUAUGCAUCAAUACCUUCAAAUAUUUAACUUUCUUUGGCGUUUAAGACGAGUUGAGUAUACGUUAUCUUCAGCUUGGCGUCAAUGGGGGAAAGCAGGUAGACAAUUUAAGGAGAUAACUGAAAUUAAAACAGACAUACAUUUUACACAACUUGCAAUUCAACGCAUGAUUCAUUUUGUAUAUCAAUUGCAGCAUUAUGUGUUAUUUGAGGUUUUAGAAUGUUCUUGGGAUAAGUUGGAGACAUUUAUUGGAAACAAGAGUAUAGAUCUGGAUUCAAUUAUUGAAGCACAUACCAAUUAUUUAAAUGAGAUUACAGAAAAAGGCUUUUUGAGUGGACUUAAACAAAAGGAACUAGCUGACCGAUUAAAUGGUAUCUUUGACAGUGUGUUGGAAUAUAAAGUAGUCUUGGAUUAUCUUUACAACUAUGCAACUUCAGAGUCAUCAAAAAUGUUUAGAAGUAAUAUAGCAAAAGAUGCAGACAUGAUUAGUAAAAUUAGACGUAAACAUCAAGAAAUGGAAGAUGGCUUUACAGUACAAGUAUUACAAUUUAUAGAUUGUUUGAAUUCAUUUCAUGACGAAGAUUUAAGAUCUUUAUCAACUCGAUUGGAUUAUAAUGGAUUUUAUUCUGGAUUUAAUGAAACAGCAGCCUUUUUAUCAUAGGAUUAAAUGAUUUUUUCUUUUCUUUUUUUUUUUUUCUUUUUUUUU
This is a messenger RNA of Cokeromyces recurvatus, 2723 nucleotides long. RefSeq names its product Spc98 family-domain-containing protein. The transcript has 11 exons. Gene Ontology annotation, biological process: cytoplasmic microtubule organization; mitotic cell cycle; microtubule nucleation. Gene Ontology annotation, molecular function: microtubule minus-end binding; gamma-tubulin binding. NCBI's taxonomy places the organism in Eukaryota, Fungi, Mucoromycota, Mucoromycetes, Mucorales, Mucoraceae. The coding region runs from base 57 to 2678 and encodes 873 amino acids. Gene Ontology annotation, cellular component: centrosome; equatorial microtubule organizing center; spindle pole. The record is from RefSeq and is a predicted model, not a curated record.